AUGGCGGCUGCUUUGGCCUUCCCAGCGCGGGAUCUGUUUGUGGCCGGCAAGUGGACGGCUCCUUGCAAGGAUGGCCGCCUGCCAGUCGUCAAUCCCUCCACGGAGGAAACUAUCGGCACAAUCCCCGCGGCGACGGCGGAGGACGUGGACGUGGCGGUGCAGGCGGCGAGGGGCGCGUUCCAGCGGAACGGCGGGGCGGACUGGCCGAAGACGACGGGCAGCUACCGCGCCCAGUUCCUCAAGGCCAUCGCCGCUCAGGUGGUGGAGCGCAAGGACGAGCUGGCGCGCAUGGAGGCCAUGGACUGCGGCAAACCCCUCGACGAGGCCGCCUGGGACAUGGACGACGUGGCGGGGUGCUUUGAGUACUACGCGGGGCUGGCGGAGCAGCUGGACGCGGAGCAGGGCGCGCCGCUGCAGCUGCCCAUGGAGCAGUUCGCAUGCCGCAUCCGCAAGGACCCCAUCGGCGUCGUGGGGCUCAUCACGCCCUGGAAUUAUCCAAUGCUCAUGGCAGCGUGGAAGGUGGCGCCAGCACUGGCAGCGGGCUGCACUGUCGUGCUCAAGCCCUCUGAACUCGCUUCGCUCACGUGUCUGGAGCUGGGCGCGAUAGCGGAGGCGGUGCAGCUGCCAGCGGGGGUGCUGAAUGUGGUCACGGGGCUGGGCGCGGAUGCAGGCGCUGCUCUCACCGCGCACAAGGGGCUUGAUAAGAUAGCGUUCACGGGCAGCAGUGCAACGGGGAAGCUCGUGCUGCGUGCCGCCGCUGAGAACCUCAUUCCGGUGACAAUGGAGCUGGGCGGCAAGAGUGCGCUCAUGGUGUUUGACGACGUCGACAUUGAUAAAGCGGUGGAGUGGGCCAUGUUUGGGUGCUUCUGGACCAACGGCCAGAUCUGCAGUGCCACCUCCCGCCUCCUGCUGCAUGAGCGCAUAGCGCCGGCAUUCCUAGCGCGCCUGGUGCAGUGGGCGCAGGCCAUUCGAAUCUCCGACCCUCUUGAGCCCGGCUGCCGCCUGGGGCCCCUCGUCAGCCAGGCUCAGUACCACAAGGUGGUGGCGUUCAUAGGAGGCGCCAAGGCGGAGGGCGCCGAGGUGCUGUGCGGGGGGAAGCGACCGCAGCACCUGGCACGAGGGUACUACCUGGAGCCCACGGUGCUGCGAGUGACACCGGGCAUGCGCGUGUGGCAGGAGGAGGUGUUUGGCCCUGUGCUCGCCGUGCACACCUUCUCCGAUGAGCAGCAAGCCAUCGCCCUCGCCAAUGACUCCAGCUAUGGGCUGGCAGCAGCCGUAAUAUCGGGCGACCAGGACAGGUGCCGCCGCGUCUCAGAGGCGAUGGAGUGUGGCAUAGUGUGGGUGAACUGCUCGCAGCCGUGCUUCUGCCAGGCGCCGUGGGGCGGCAAGAAGAGGAGCGGCUUCGGCAGGGAGCUGGGCAAGUGGGGACUGGAGAACUACCUGUCAGUGAAGCAGGUGACGCAGUACGUGUCCAGCGACCCCUGGAACUGGUACCCUGCGCCCUCCAAGCUCUGA
Messenger RNA from Closterium sp. Yama58-4, 1515 nucleotides. The record is from the annotation of a GenBank genome assembly. Lineage: Eukaryota; Viridiplantae; Streptophyta; Zygnematophyceae; Desmidiales; Closteriaceae.